Molecule: messenger RNA, 555 nt
Organism: Strongylus vulgaris
Lineage: Eukaryota; Metazoa; Nematoda; Chromadorea; Rhabditida; Strongylidae
Source: the annotation of a GenBank genome assembly
AUGGAUAUCGAUUUCGCCGCAUUCGUAGAAGAAUAUAAACCAAAACUUCUUGAACACCUACAGAGUAACGAAACGAAAUUCUAUCUUAGACGAAAGUUCGGAAAGGUGAAUGACUCUUACGAAUUCACACUUACGACAUUGGACGGCAGCCGACCUAUGAUGGAUCUAUUUUGGUUGUACAGCGCAGCAAAUGAAUCAUGGGUGGGAGGAACUUCAUCCGAUGGAACCAAAUACAAGUACACUUAUCCUAGAAUUACUGAUAUUUGUGCGGCAGACUUACUCGGUCAUAUCUUUUGGAUACCCUGUGAUCCGGAGUUAAUCCUCAAGACAGAGUAUGGUCCUCAGUGGUACAAAGAUCAUCCAACAAGUAGGUUUUCUUGGAGUUCAUCUCAUUACAAUGUGAAGAAAAACGGGAAAUGGACAUCCCAGGAAAUGAAGGAAGUGUACAAAACUCGGAAAGAUAUGUGUUGGUUGCUCCUUAAAACGAGUGUAGAAGAUGAUAAAAUUCUCACGAGAGACGAGAUAAGGGCGAAACUUGUAGAAAUGUGCAAUUAG